This is a messenger RNA of Zymoseptoria tritici IPO323, 1068 nucleotides long. RefSeq lists its product as uncharacterized. The transcript has a single exon. The record is from RefSeq and is a predicted model, not a curated record. Lineage: Eukaryota; Fungi; Ascomycota; Dothideomycetes; Mycosphaerellales; Mycosphaerellaceae. Bases 1 to 1068 code for a protein of 355 amino acids.
AUGGCACCCAAGCCAUCGAAACGUUCUCUGCUCCCGUCCAGCUUCGGCGGAUUCCCAAACCAUCCAAGCAACCGUCGUCAAGCUCCGCCAGGGCCGCCUCCACAACGACAUGGCUCACCCAUCGACCCAUCCUCCUCUUCGCCGUCUCCUCCUCCACGUCGCGGUGUCCCUGCCGAUAGAGCUCGUAGCCCAUCGCCAGACUACGGCCCUGCGCACGAAGCAAUGCGCCGAGCAAUGAUUGGAUCCCGCGCAACUCCGGCGAUCAAUCUCACCGGCGCAGGCGUCUACCUCGACCAAGCAUUUCCUGAGCCUGCGCCCAUAAUGCGUCCUGUGUGGUUCGGAGAGACUGGUUCUGGAGUGGAAGAGAUGGCUGCUUCUUCAUACCCUUUCCCUCGCGCCACGACAAUUCACGGCAUGCCAACGUACCCGCCAAUCCUUCUUGAGGAGAAUCAAGACAACGAUGAUGUCGAGUCUGGCGCGCUAUCUCCUUCUCCGUCCGCCGGCGCGCCAACAUCACACCUUCCACCUGGAUUCGACAUCACCCAGAAUCCUUCGUACUUCCGUGGCCCUGUCGAUCCUUCCGGCUACGUCACUGUCAACGUUACCGUCAAUGCCGGUAAUGUGCCAUCGAAUGGCCCUACUCCGGCCGAAGCCAACAAUCAGACUACGGCAGCCUCUGGUGGCAUGACUUUCGCACUGGAUCCAAGCAGUCUUCUCCGCCAAGCCAACACCUCCGGCGGCAUGCCACCCAUGCGGCCGUCCGCGCUCGAAGCAAGCGGUCAACGCGGUGAGGAUGCGGCUUCCGGUCGUGCACCUACAGGUGAGCGAGCUUCCAAGCGCCGACGGAUGGGCGAGGAGGAGACUGUGCCCGGUGAGGAGACGAGAUCUUCUCGAAGGCCGAUGGGUAUGGGUGAGGGAUUGGGCGAGAGGGCAGACAGCCCAAUCGCUGAGCCGGGCUUGGGAGAUGGUGCUGGACAGCGGAAGGGAAAGAAGCGCGCUAGGAGUGAGGCUCGGGAGGGUGGAGACGGAGAUGGAGAUGGGGUGCUCGGAGAGAAUGAUCAGGACUGA